Messenger RNA from Camellia sinensis, 1248 nucleotides. Lineage: Eukaryota; Viridiplantae; Streptophyta; Magnoliopsida; Ericales; Theaceae. The record is from RefSeq and is a predicted model, not a curated record.
UCGGAUCAGAGUCUUGAGGUUAUGGGGGCAAGAGAUGAUGUUGAAGACGAUGUUGGAUGUGAUAUGGUUAGUGCUAGGCCUUCUUUGUUAGAUACAUCAAGUUCUAGGGAUGCAUUGGUUCCUUUGCGGGACAAGAUUGGAGGUGGUGUCCCUAUUGCUCGCUUGUUUGAAGGUGGUUGUAAUUUUUCACAUAGCGAUGUGCUUAGCUCACGAGUUGGAGGUGCCAGUACAUCCGUGAGCUUGUCAUGCGGCAUAGGCUCUUCUACGCCCAUUUCUUUACAUGCUUCUACGACCUCUGCGGGCCUAGAGAGUAAUGUGCCCACCAUUCCUUCAGGCUCCGAAGUUGGAAUCAACUCGCCUAUUGUUUCAGUUGGUGCAAACUUGGGUGGUGUGCUCAUACGCGAGUUGUUUGGCUUCAUUCAGAAAGGUGCUAGUGAUAUUGGGGGUAGCCUUCAAAGACCAUCACUGCCAGCUAUUGAUGGAGAUUAUUCCCUCAUUCAUGCUACUGAUGGAGAUUUUUCUCCUAUUCAUCUUCCCCGUGGCAGUGUGGUUCUUAAGGGGAUCGAUGGGAAGGAAAAGCUACUAGAUCCAGCUGUGUUGUUUGCCGGGGUCAAAGCAGAGUUACUUCCUCGACUGCUCUUUGUUCUUCAUUAUAAACCGACCACUUUCAUGCACUUGGGUAGCUCUUAUCUCCGGACUUAUUUUUUGGAUGGUUUUGGAGAAUUCCUUAAGGAGCUUUACAAGCUAUCCCCAGAGACAGCUUCUUUUGAUGAGGUGUUGGCCCAACGUGCUGUUUUGGGCGAAUUUCGAGAUGGCCGGAUUAACAGAUUGGAGGUGGGUUGGUUGGAUGAUUGGUUAUCCCUUCUUGAAUCCAAGGUCAGGAGGAGGAUGAUUGAGGCUGAGCUAGGCGAGGUAGACAAGGCUUUGGUUGUUGCUGUACGAGUGGAGGAGGAAUGUAAGCUAUCUUUUGAACGAGCACAGAAAGCUUUGAAUGAAGCAGAAUUGGCGUCUUCUAGCUUGAGAGAAAAGAAAGCGAUUCUUGAAGCAAGAUUGGCGGGAGAAGAAGAAGCAGAUCAAGCUUCCAGAGUCUUGACUUAGUUGGAUCAUAGUUUUGUAGCAUAUGAUAACUUUAUAGCAUAUGAUAGCUUUAUAGCCUAAAACUUUUUUGUAUGUUGGAGAUUUGGGCCUCCCUUUUUUUUUGUAAUUGAAAAUCUUCGACUACUUAAUGAAGUUGACUUUCGAGUUAAA